AUGACUACCGAUACGGUCACUGAUGUUCUCAUCGUCGGGGGAGGUUAUGCAGGCCUUUCCGCCGCAUCAACGCUCUACCGGGCGACACAUUCGACUAUUGUGUUCGACUCCAACAUAUUUCGUGAUAAUCUUGCGCCCCAGAUACGGUUACUCCCGGGGUUUGAGGGAGCAUCUUCAGAUCGCUAUCGCGAGGUAGCUCGGACUGAGCUUGAAAAAACUGGGCUUUGUUCGUUUGUGAACUCCGAAGUCACUGAAGUGGAAAAGAUAGAAAAUGGUUUAUGGAAGUUGACAACAGAGGAUGGAAACAAUUGGCUGGGAAAGAAAAUCAUUCUGGCAACAGGCGUAGAUGAGAUCUAUCCUGAUAUUGCAGGUUAUGAGGACUGCUGGGUGACGGGGAUAUUUCCGUGCCUUUUCCAGUUUGGAUAUGAGGAACGGGGCGUUGAGUCGGCCGGCAUCUUAGUUGUUAACAAACUAGCGCAACAUCUUCCACAAGUGGUAAAAUUGGCAGGCGAUGCUAACAAAUUCGCGCGCAAUGUCAACCUGUACACCAACGGUGACCGAGAGGUGACCGCCAAUCUGGAGCCGCUUGUGCAGGGGACAAAUUUUCGGAUUAGGGAUUGCCCGAUCCGCCGUCUCGUAAAACAGAAGAAUCGGGCCGAAGUCGUGGUUGAGUUAGACGACGAUACCGUUAUCACCGAAGGAUUUCUCGUUCAUCAGCCGUACACAAAGCUUCGGGGCCAGCUUCCAGAGCGUCUAGGAUUAGAGAUGACUCCAUUUGGAGACAUUAAAGUCCAGCACCCAUUCCCAGCGACCAGUGUGCCGGGAAUAUACGCUGCAGGAGACUGCGCCUCGCCGUUCAAGAACGCAUCCAUGGCUAUUGCCGCAGGCGUUUGCGCCGGAAACGGAGUUGCCAGAGAGCUUCCGGGUUCGCUUGAGAUUGAAGUGCAGUAA
Molecule: messenger RNA, 951 nt
Organism: Ophidiomyces ophidiicola
Lineage: Eukaryota; Fungi; Ascomycota; Eurotiomycetes; Onygenales; Onygenaceae
Exons: 2
Coding region: 1-951 (316 amino acids)
Molecular function (GO): oxidoreductase activity
Source: RefSeq, a predicted model, not a curated record